Molecule: messenger RNA, 2726 nt
Organism: Oncorhynchus mykiss (rainbow trout)
Lineage: Eukaryota; Metazoa; Chordata; Actinopteri; Salmoniformes; Salmonidae
Gene: ikzf2
Product: IKAROS family zinc finger 2
Biological process (GO): regulation of transcription by RNA polymerase II
Molecular function (GO): RNA polymerase II cis-regulatory region sequence-specific DNA binding; DNA-binding transcription factor activity
Source: RefSeq, a predicted model, not a curated record
CGAUACCUGUUGAUGCAGGAGUGGGGGGUUCUGCGAAGUCUCUAUGACACCAUUCGAAAUGUUUUUUUUUUCCCCAAACAGCAAUGCCAAGAGAGACACUCUAUCAUCUUAUGUAACCUUUUUGAAUUAGACUGAAUGGGCACUAUAGUUGAUGAGACGUUCUGUCUCUACUGAAAUGUAUUUCUAGCUGCAGCUGUGAAUAUUUUGACAGGUUAGUAUGAGACAGCAUGUUAUCUGGCAUAUCUCUCAAGGACUGCCUACUCACUCACUCUUGAUUUCAUACAAUACCUUUUGAAUAUACUACGUAUGCUUUUCUGAUUCUUUAGCCCCCCUCGGUUUAAAAUAGGCGUCUCCUUACUCAUUUUUCUAUGGCUAAUUCCUUAGGAACCGGUGGAUCCAGUUCUAUCCUCUCGUUCUUUAUUUAAUUUAGUCUAAAAACAAGUUGAGUCUUCGACCUCAUUGCUGCUGUAGUAAAAACAACAUCCAGUGAUACACAGUCUAUAAAUGUUGACGUGUCCAUAUUUAGGCUUAUGAAGGUUUACUUCAUAGAACACUGUAGGAUACAGGGAAGGUGUGUGCGGGGGUCACGUUUGAGGUGGAAAAGUUGACAGUUUAGUUCAGCACAGAGGAAGUAACCACCAAAGCUACUUAUUGAGGAGUGCGCUGCUCUGUUCCUAAUCUUUAUUCAGGUUGUAUGCGGGACAGGACAGUGUUAUACUCAACUGAAGUUUUUUUGGGGGGCAUCCCACUUUUUUCGAGGAGAGUUUCCCCUCAUUUUUUUGUCGAUCAAAAACAUAUUAGGCUACUGAGCAUUUGCAUUUGAAUUUUAAGAGGUGCAGCUUCCGCUGACGAAGAUCACUGAUUAUCACUUGAACAGGGGAGACACAAAAGCUCUCCACCAACUAUGGAAACAGAGGCAACUGAUGGAUAUUCUGCAAACACCACUGCCAUUGGAUAGCCACCCGUCAGUCACCUGAGAUUUCAUCCAACCCCAGCGUGGCGUGUAAUCGGAGACCAGACCCAGGGAUUGUGUCAUCAUGGCCAUGGACCACAACUCCCAGUGUGUCUCACCCAGCAGCAGCCAAUCACAACAAUGUAAUGGAGACUGCUCUCCCAGGAAGACAGAGAACUCUAGAAUGUUGGUGGACCUGUCGGCAAACACACCCAAUGCACAGCAGCCCCAGGGUCCUUAUUCACCGACUGAACACACCAUCAAACAAGAAGAAGAGACAGAAGAUGAAAGGCACAGGAGGACCACAGCUGAGGAUAUGGGACAAAGUGGGAAAGAGGAAUCGGGAUUGGAAGAGCCCAUAAUUGACAGCCCAAACAACCUACAGGAUGGGGUCCCUGGGUCAGAUGGGUCAUGUGACCCAGAAACUCGGCUGCCCAAUGGUGAUAGGCCGUUCCAGUGUAACCAGUGUGGUGUGUCGUUCACUCAGAAGGGCAAUCUGUUGAGACACAUCAAGCUGCACACGGGGGAGAAGCCCUUCAAAUGCCCCUUCUGUAGCUACGCCUGCCGCCGUCGUGACGCACUCACAGGCCACCUACGCACACAUUCAGUGGGUAAACCACACAAGUGUGACUACUGUGGGCGGAGCUACAAACAGAGGACAUCAUUGGAGGAGCAUAAAGAGCGCUGCCAUAACUACCUUGAGAGUGCUGGCAUGGAUCCCACCUCCGUCACUGGGCCUUAUCCAGGUGAGGUCCCUAAAGAGCAGAGGCCCCUGGCGGAGGCCGCUGCCAUGGCAACAUUAAACCGGCCACCUGUCAUUGAGAAACUGCAGAGUAAUGUAGGGAAGAGGAAGAGUACCACUCCACAGAAGUUUGUGGGUGAGAAGAUGAUGCGUUACAGUUACCCGGAGCUGAGCUAUGAGAUGGGUCUGAAGUAUGAGAAGGAGGCAGAGCUGAUGCAGGCUCACAUGAUGGACCAGGCUAUCAACAACGCCAUCUCUUACCUGGGCUCUGACUCCCUGAGACCCCUGGUCCACCAUCCCCACCCCCAUGGUCCCCACGGUCCACAGCCGUCUCUUUCUAUGGCCGAGGUGGUACCCAUGGUCAACCCCCUCUUCCACCACGUCUACCCUCUGGGGUCAGGGCUGCGUAUGGACCGACCAGGUGGCCGCGACGCCCCACCUCAUCCUUCACCUCUGCCCCCUCCUCCCCCUGACUUCCAUCCUUCCUCCAACGGACCCAUUGCCCUCACCAGACCCAAGCAGCACCACCCACAGGGUACCAAAGAGGAAAAAGAGUCUCCUAGCAACAGUGGGCUGGACUCGGCUGACUCUGCCCGGAGCAGCCCACAGGAUAGAAUGGGUUACCACUGGAACAACCCCCACCAUCGUCCCAGAUCCAGCCCAGCAUAUGGCGGCAGAGAGGAGGGACGAGGCGGGGCUGAGGUGGCCCAGGGAGGGGCGGCAGAGAGGCCUAUAAGUCGGGAAGGAGUGCGUGUGUUUGGGCGAGAGGGGCGGAAGAUGAGGGUGUUCCAGUGUGAACACUGCCGCAUUCUCUUCCUGGACCACGUCAUGUACACCAUCCACAUGGGUUGUCAUGGUUACAGGGACCCACUGGAGUGCAACAUCUGUGGCCACCGCAGUAAGGACCGCUAUGAAUUCUCAUCUCACAUCAUCCGCGGGGAACACACCUUCAACUAGAGGGGUGGACUGGACAGGAGCCACCACUGGUCCCCGCCCCAUCCCAUCUCAGGACAGUGAUGUUGAACUAACUGU